This is a messenger RNA of Zootermopsis nevadensis, 7682 nucleotides long. RefSeq lists its product as uncharacterized. Gene Ontology annotation, cellular component: nucleus. Gene Ontology annotation, biological process: regulation of transcription by RNA polymerase II. Gene Ontology annotation, molecular function: DNA binding; protein binding. NCBI's taxonomy places the organism in Eukaryota, Metazoa, Arthropoda, Insecta, Blattodea, Termopsidae. The record is from RefSeq and is a predicted model, not a curated record.
GUACGCUUACCGUUAGUUGGUCUGUGCUGUAGUCUCUGGUUUAAACGCCGUUUUCGCGUCCGUUAUUUAUGUCGAAUGGUAACGUGUGUUCUGUGGAACGUACAUAUCACUGUCAGUUUUGGUAGGAAAUUUUGUGAGGGAAAGUAAUUCGCGUUGUGGAGUUUUUUUUAUUGAUUUAUAAUCGUUCUACGUUCAUGGUCGUGUUAAUGUGUGUAACUUUGAAUAUAUUUAGAAAAGAGAGGUAUAACUGAAAAGAAAGAUGCUAGCGUCAUCACAGCAAUUUUGUGUCAAGUGGAACAGUUACAGCUCAAAUCUACAAAAUGUGUUUCCACGUCUUUUAACCAGUGAACAUUUUGUGGACAUAACACUGGCUUGUGAGGGUCAGAUGAUUAAGUGUCAUAAAGUUGUAUUAUCAGCAUGCAGCACAUAUUUCGAGAAUCUCCUCAUUCAUAACCCGUGUCAGCAUCCCAUUAUCUUUAUGAAAGACAUGAAACAUCGGGAAGUUCAGGCUCUUGUGGAUUUCAUGUACAAGGGGGAAGUGAAUGUAAGUCAGGAGGAGUUGAACUCUUUGCUCAGAGCUGCAGAAGCAUUACAGAUUCGUGGAUUGUGUGGUUCAGACCAUUCAAAUGUAGGAAAUCAGCAGAACUCACCAAGGCAGCAGGUGGGUGAGAACAGGCUGCCAGCUGUUUCAUUACCUCAUGAUACUGUAUUAUCAGGCAGAGAAUCCCCGCCCUUCAAACGAAGAAGAACCGUGGCAGAAGAACAGGAGCAGACAUCUAAAGUUGCACCAUCCCAAAACAACAGAGCUUCCAUAGGUUCUUCUUCUUCCUUGAUGGAAGUUAAUAAUUUGCCAGUCGCUGCGACACCGUCCAGCCAUAACACUUUUUUGGAGACUGACUCUUAUUCUGACCAUGUAGAGAAUAAGAAGGUAAUAAAACAAGAACUGGAUAUGGAAAAUUGUUACAUUGAAGGGGAAGUAGAGGCAGAUGGCCCAGAUGAGGACUACGGCUUCGAACAUCAGGAUGAUUCUGACAGCAAUAAUCGUGAAGAUGUUCUUCCUGCACCAUCAUUGGAUCAACCUGGGCCCUCUGGAUUGAUGUCAGGUCAGGGAAUUGCAGCCUUGGACAAAGCUACUUCAGAUAUGAAUGCUGCAAUGGCUCUACAAAAUGUUGUGUGUGUACUGUCACCCUCUGACAAGGGUAAGGUGCCCAUAUCUUCAUGGAAAGAUGGCAACGCUGCUCCCACCAGAAUCCGCAGGUCAGAAGCAGAAUUGACAAAAGCAGCAGAAUGUGUCCAGAAGGGCAUGACUUUCCAAAAUGUGUCUGACAUCUUCAACAUACCAAUAUCAACAAUCCGGUUCUACAUGGCAAGGCGAGGUAUUCUUCCCCAGCGACGUCGAGGUCGUACUGCGAGCACACAGCAGAAAAAUUCAGGCUAUAAUCAGUUCUUGAUGAUGCAUUACAAGCUGGAAGACAUCAAUAAGAAACAGUCCACACAGUGAACUGGUCAGUACAGUUCAAAUACCCCAAAUGAUGCAAGCUAACAUAACUUCUUAAGACGGUUGCUCCUUAGACAUUUGUUUACUAGAAAAAGGUAGUUUCACAGAGAUCCUUUAUUAACAAUUAACAUGCCCCAUAUAAGGUUUAAAAUCAUUUCAUCAUUAGAGACCGUUUUACAGUUGAGAUGGAAAUUAUUUGUUUAGGACUCUUGUAAUGGGAUAGUAUUUUAAAGCACAAAAAUGACUUGUAAGUGAGGGAAAUCAUAACUUUCAUAGUGAAGUAAAGCUUAUGUUACAGUUUUUACACUUGAAGGUAGGAGACAUAUUAAGAGCUACACCUUGCCCCUUACAUCCUGUCAGAGACUGGAAAUUUGUAUCUUCUUUGAACUGUUAUUAUACACUUAUUCAAAUUAUACUUUGAGAAUUUUGUUGUGUUAAAAAUCGUCAUAGGGGAGAAUCUAAGUUAGAUGAACCAAUUUCAUAAAGAACAGAGCCACACACAGUCCUAAGACUCAGGGUAACAAGCAACCUUCCACUAAUAGCCUAGAGGUGAAUCAAGUGCCAUUAAUUAUUCUGUAUUAUGUGACAGGUCAACCAAAGAAUGAACCUCACUGAUCACACAACAAGCCUUUUUUAAGUUACUUUUAACCAAAGAAUGAGUCCUGGAGUAGCAAGGUACAUACUUACCUCUUGUAUUAUUUUCUCUCGGCCAUAUUCUUGUAUUAUGACAUGACUGAUUAUUAUCUAUAGUAUUCAUAUUAAUUGUAUUAUUAAUAUAAUGGUAAUUUGUAGUUUGAGUAGUAAUAAAAUUGUGGAGCUUUGUAUUGCCUGCUAUGUGAUACUUAUCAGUAGACAUUCAUUUGAGCAGAAACUGCAUUCAACCCUUUCACUGCAUUUUAGGGCAGCCAUUCCCAGGUUUUUUAUACCAUGGAACAGUUAUAAAAUCAUUUAGAGCAAUUAAUUGCAUUAAUAUUUUUAACACUCUUGUCAGGCAGGACAACAUGCAUUCUGAGUUAUCUGUCUUGACUUAUUCUUUCCAGAUUUUGUGAUUAUUGAAAGAUGGAAUUGACAGAUUGAGUGGUUUUACAGAAUUGGUGACUUCCAGCACAUCAGACAGUUCAGAUUUAAAUUUAAACUAAAAGUAACCUAACUUAACACAACCUAAUUCUUUGUAGUACCAUUUCUUCUGCACCAGAUGUAAUGGUUAAACCAUCAUAACUUCAUUCCAGGGCAGUCCAUAUGGGAUUUGUUUAAUUUGGGGGACAGACGGCUGAAGUUCCACUAUAACAAUAAAAAACGAAAACAUUUAUAUGUGAAUUCUUUGGAACAGGAAAACUGGCUGCAGUGAUGGAAUUGCUAUAUCUUGUUCUUUGUUCAGCAUUUUGGUAUCUUCACUAAGAAAGUCAAAUACUGAAGUUUAGGACUGUGAAAUCUGUUUUAAAACACUGGAUUAUGGAAAAUUAUGGACUUAUAACAUAUUAAGACAAGAAUGUUGUCAUGAAAUGAGGCGUCAUCCAUUUUCUAUAGAAAGAAGGCUGUGGGAAUAAUGUGAGGUGGUGGGGAGGAGCUGUGGGAAGGUAAAGGUAGAUGGGGAGACCUGAUUGUUGUAUGACCCACUUAAAGUGGGAACUUCAGAGAAACAUUAAGAUGAUUUUGAUAUAUAUUUGGCAUACUAGUUUUCUGUGCUGUUGUUUUGUCUCAUGCUAAAAAUUGAAGCAUACAAACUUUCGUACACCACUAAAGUUUAAAUUUUAUUUUUUGCAUAAAUGUUAUGAAAUGAUCACUCAGUUGGUUAGGUUGUAUCUAUUCAUCACCAUGUUUCAUCUCUAAAAUUAAUGAACAGAUUUCAAUUAAAUUUGGUAUUGGAGAUCAACACUGAAUUCACAGUUACAUAAACCACCUGCCUUUUUACACUAAUAAAAUUCUCUCAGGUUGUCAGUCUUGUCAUAUGAUUAAAACUUUCCAAUGUAUCAGGGACCAUGUCUGUCCCCAUCAUCAUCUGACAUCAGACACCCUGAUGAUGGGGACAGAAUGGUCCCUGGAAUGUUGGCCAUUUAAUCAUUUGACACAGUUGAUAGCCCAAGAGGAUUUUAUUAAUUCAGUUUGCCGUGAAAGUUUCUACAUUGUUUACUUGAUCUACAAACAGAUGCAGUUUGAUCCUCACAGAACCAUCCUCUGUGUUGAUGCUUGUAUAUUUGGUUGACGCAGAACUACAUCUUGAGUCACUGCAACAUUAUAGUUAAGACUGCAUUGUCAAGCAGUCUGGUUUUAGCCUAUCAGUUCAGGAUAUCCACUACUUUACAUGAAGUUAAAAUCAAACAUAAUUUUUUAAAAUGGUUUGACAUACAACAAAUUGGUACAUAACAUAAAAUAGAAAACAUAUCUCAUUAAGGUCAUUAAGAUGCACAACUUUUUUUUUUUAAUUUUUGUGUAUAUUUCGUUAAACAUAAGGAAAAAUAAUUUAUUGUGCAACACUAUGCACUUUAGUGUAUCUGUAAUAUGACAUAGGUGUAACACUAGGUUUGUGACUACAUUAAAUGAACAUGAAAACCAGUAACUCAAGAUGCAGAAUCAUGAAGAAUGGAUUUUGAAAAUGUGUGUCUUGGAACUCAUAUUUAAAGGAAACUUAUAGCGAUUUUUCACUCUCUAAGGGGAAAGUAUUCUGCCGAAUGAAGGUGUCAUAUCCCAUACCUGGAGUGGAAAAGGUUAAAUUUACAAAUAGUUCUUGAAAAUUAUGUCAAAAUUGAAUAGUAUUAUCAGUAUCUAAUUAAUUGCUGUUUUAGUGUUUAUUUGAUUUAAUAGUUAUUUAUAAGUAACAAAAGUGUGAUUAAAGCAUAGUUAUUGUUCAAUAAAAUGUAAUGUAGACCAUUGUGGUCCAAUAAUUGGGAAUUGCUGCUCUUGAGAGAUUUGUGUUAUAAGUGUGAUGUGUUGUGAAUCAUUACUAUUGACAAUUUUGUCAUCAUUCUAAAACACAUUUUGUGCACCUUUAUGCACAUUAUUUAAUAUAAGUAGUGAAAUUAACCAUCUGUCAUGUGCUAAACUGUUCUUUAUUAGAAUUGCUUCCUUGUUAGUAUAUUUACAUCCAUCUGAUGUUGAUUUUGUAGUAACCAAAACUUGCUGUGAAACUAAUAAACAGAGUGUGUUAGAUGGUUAAUUUCCUUAUAAAAAUGAAAUCAAGUAAUGACAUAGUAUUAAUCAGUUUGAGAUUGAGGUUAUGUUGUAUAAACUGUGCUGGAACAUGCUUGGUAUAUUCAGGAAUUUGAAGAAAUUACUCUAUCUAUAGGUAGCUUAACCCAGUAAGAAAGUACUCCAGUAAUGCUAAUUUUAGUCAGAUACUGAAAUAUAGCAAUCUGUGUUUGAUUGGUUUUUAUCAGCAGAAUGUGGAAUUCUGUGGGACAGGCAUCCAGUGUUUGGUGACCCAAUGUGAUACAUGUUGUAUUACUUAUGGUGACUGUAUGACUAGGCCAUAUAGAUGUUCACUAAUCAGGCUUGGGCAGGUUCUGUUGAAUCUCCCUUGCAAUAACCAAAUUCAGCAAGCUAUCAGCAGUGUGGCUAGACAGUCCUUUUCAGGUAAUGUUUCCUGUUGUGCUAACAGAGUUUUAAUGACUCCUUUGCUGUUACAGAUUUUUAAUUUUGAUAAACAUAAUUCAAAUUCCAGUUUGACUUAGCAACUGUUGUGAUCUCCAUAAACCUCGCAGAAAGUGCUUGUUUUUAUGCAAAGGAAUAAAUGAUUUUAAAUGUUAAACCACUAAAUGAAGUGAUAAAAGAUCAAUCAAUGAAACAUUUGAGAUGUAUAUGGGACUGAAAAUGGAAGGACACUCUUGAAAAUAUUGCAAGCAAGACAGCAACGAAAACUUAAUAGGAUCCUGAUAAACCUGGGAACGGGAUAUUCAGAACAUUCUGAUAAGAAAGAAUUAGGAUGGAUCAAGUCUAAAAUCCAAGCCUACUGUCAGAAAAAGUGAAGAGCUCUGUAUAGAACCUUUACACUGUUGAGGGUUGACUAUGUAAGGAAAACAGUGGCAUUGAAGUUCCUUCUUUCCAUGCAGAAUUACAUAUUAAUUAUGUACAAACAAUAGUCAAAAUGUCCACUUAUCUUUUAUGCUUUACAUCUGCUAAAUAUGCUGUUGCAUCAAAAAAUAUAUGGGAAAAACAUUUAAUCUUAGGAAAGUUAUGCAGAAGCUGUCAUAGACUACAGGGACCCAAAAUAAGGGGGACUGAUUGGUAGCCCUUAUAAAACAUGUCACUAGGAGUAGUCAGACCACUAGCAUCCAAAGUAGUAGAAUAGCACUUCUGUACAAAUUGCAUGAUCAUAGGGUAAAUAUACAAAGGUACUAACCAACACAGAGGUGCAGUAUGUAUUUGGUGUUUGUGUUGCUUUGAUGUCCAUUGCUCCUGCUGGUAAAUACAUUUCCUGUGUAUAAUCAUAGACUGUUUGCAUUGUUACCUGCGCACAAAUGAGUGGUUAUUGCAGGAAUGAAAGAAUCCAUUCCUACUGUAGAAAUUUGUUUCAGGAAAUGAAUUUCCACAUGAACAUGUGACAACUGAAUAAUAGUUGUGCCACUUAAAUGAUGCUUCUGUUACUUACAUACUGUAUAUGCCUUACUAGGAGGUGGUAAGCAUCUUGGAUUUAUAUUUACACAGUUGGGUUCUGAGCCCAUCAUAUAGAUAAUAACCUAAUCUUGUAAGGUUAUUUGAUGGAAUAUAUUUACAUUUAUCAUUUUUAUAUUGACAUUUAAAAAUCUAGGCUUCAUUGUUUGACAAUGAACAUUUUGCAGGAUAAUGUAAAACAAAUUUAAUUUCAGUCAUUGCUGUAAUAUCCCAAAAUUUGGUGUUCUGUCAUGGUCUAGUUCAGUACACAGCUUAAACGUAGCCAAGGAAUCCUGGGACCUGAUUCACAGAAUUUAUCAACCCCAGUCUGGAAAAAGUGUUUUGGUGUGUGUGUGAUAGAGACAUGAUUUAAUGUAAAUAAAUCAAUCAAAUUCAAUGUCAGAUCUAUUUUUCUUUCACACUACAGGUAUCUUUUUGAUCUGACUGAAAAUCUUGUGUUGUUCAAACAUUGAUAGGAGUGACAUAAACCACAUGGCUAUUAAUGUUUCAUUUAUGAUAAUCAUAUAAGUAGAAUAUCAUUUGGGUUGUAAAAGCAGCUAAUUGAUGUCAGAAUUGAGGUUUUCAUGGCAGUGAAAAUGUUGAUAUUUGUCUUCUGGUUGUGGUGCCAUGCUGACUUGUGGGUGGAUACCAGAGUUUUGGUGGAACGUGAUGCUUCCAUCCUCAGCUUUGAAGAUGGAGGAAAUGUGUUGAUCUGAAAUGUUGAUAUCUAUCUAUAAUUAAUAAUACUUAUAUUAAUAGAACUAUUUCUUGCACUUUAAAUUAGAUCUUUGAUCUACAAUUUCAUCAGAUUCCAUAAUCCAGUCUCCACCAGGACAUCUUUCAUUCUUAUUGCAAGAAUUGGCAUAGCCCCUUCUCCCCUCUUUCUUCAUAUUAGGGUGAAAAAUUUCUUUUGAUGGAAGUGCUUUCUUUCAGUAUAGAUUCAUCAAACAUAGAAUUUUUCUGUAUUAUUUUUGCUUUGAAUUUUUAUGCAUGUUUUUCUGGUGAUAAAAUAUACUAUAUUAGAAGUGAAAGUAACUCUAUGCGGAGAUAAUAAAGUAGCUGUAAAUUCUAGCACUCUAAGAAAAAUGUAUUUAAUGAUUUUAAUUUUACUGUGUGACUUGUUAUUCUAAUAUAUAAACAAGCAACUUGUAUAAUAGUUUAUAAGCCUAUAUAAAACAUAAUGCAUUGAAGGUCUGAUUUUUGUCAAUUCUACAUUUUAUUUUUUGUUUCAUUUAUUAUGUUCUGCAUGGUAGGUAUUGUGUAUUCAGGUUUUUAAAAACAUUGUAUGUUUCCAUUUUUUAUGUAAACUUUUACUUUCUUAUAGGAAGUAGUGAAUGAAUGAAUGAAUUAAUUAACUAGUGAGCAAUGAGAAAUUAUAAAAGUCACCAUUCACUUGUUCAUUUUUAUUUAUUAUAUGCUGUUAUUAAUUUCCUCUUAUUGAUCAUGGCUUCUACUUCUGUAAAUCACAUUUUCAUGCUUUUCUUAAAAUGUUAAUUUAUUUUGACAUAGUGUGACAUGUUUUGACCCUUCACUUUCUUCGAAUAUUAUACAUCUAGCCAUACUGACUUCCUUAUUAAUGCCUUUAAAUUUUUUAAAU